Messenger RNA from Eriocheir sinensis (Chinese mitten crab), 3118 nucleotides. RefSeq names its product NADPH-dependent diflavin oxidoreductase 1-like. Gene Ontology annotation, cellular component: SNARE complex; endoplasmic reticulum; cytosol. The record is from RefSeq and is a predicted model, not a curated record. Lineage: Eukaryota; Metazoa; Arthropoda; Malacostraca; Decapoda; Varunidae. Gene Ontology annotation, molecular function: FMN binding; flavin adenine dinucleotide binding; NADPH-hemoprotein reductase activity. The transcript is spliced from 3 exons. The coding region runs from base 592 to 2505 and encodes 637 amino acids. Gene Ontology annotation, biological process: retrograde vesicle-mediated transport, Golgi to endoplasmic reticulum.
UAUGGUUAUUAUUCAUUUGCACAACAAAUAACACCUCAGAUCACUCAAAUAAACUUUUAAAAAAUAUUAUUGAAGGAAAAACAUUGAAAAUAGGAAGUGGUAAUAAUGGAAAUAUACCUUAAGUUGCGUGAUUUGUUUCACGCAGUAAUCACAAAUUUGUGAAUGGGAGGAAAUAAGGGAGUGAAGCUAUGAAACAAGUGACUUGCUCCAGAAACAGUCGAGAGAUACUUUUAAAACACUUCAAAACCUACCAGAUAAGAGUAGUUUUUUCCUUAGAAUCAGAGGAUGCUGUUUAUCAAAAAUUUACCGAUGGGGAGAGGCUACCUCUGCUACAACUAAGGAACAUUUUGCUUGGAUGUUAUGAGUGCAGGGCUGAAGUAGAUGAGGGGUGGGGGAUAGAAGAAGAGCAAAAAAUGUUUCUAUAGGAGGAAGAGGAGGAGGACAGAGAAGCAGAAGACCAUAACUUCAUGGCUGUCCAGUAGAAAGGUAUCAAGCCACCAGUGACAUCAAGAUUGUGAAGUAAUCAAGCCUCCGGUUGGCUGUCUAACACAGGAAGACUACCUCACGCCAGUACAGCCUUGCCGGCCAGCCAUGGAGUCGCCUGUGUGCAGGUCCAGGCUGGAGAUUAACUUCAUACGCCUCCUGGACGAGACGCAGCAGAUGGCCAACGGCAGCAAGGCCAAAGACUGGACGUUUGAGAAGUGGGUGGAGGGUCGGAGGAUAACUGUCUUGUAUGGCAGCCAAACAGGAACAGCACAGGAAGUUGCCGAAAGAAUAGGAAGGGAAGCUCGCCGUCAUUUCUUCGUACCAACGGUGCAGCCCAUGGAUGAGUGCCCAGUGGAUAGAUUAAGCAGUGAGUCACUGACUGUGUUUGUUGCCGCCACGACUGGCCAAGGUGAUGACCCAGACAACAUGAGGAGCUUCUUCAAGGCCUUGUGGGCACAAAGGAAAAACAGACAACUUCUGUCUCAUCUGAAGUUUGGUGUUCUGGGCCUCGGUGAUUCCUCAUACCAGAAAUUCAACUAUUCAGCCAAGAGAUUGAACAACUUGUUGAUGUAUCUUGGAGGUCAGCCGCUGUUGAAAAUUGGCCUUGGAGAUGACCAACAUGACCUUGGGCCUGAGUUUGUCAUUGAUCCAUGGCUAGAAAACUGGUGGAAGAAAGUCCUGGAGUUGUAUUCACUUCCCGAUGGAGUACAGCCCUUAGGCUCAGAUAUUAUCUUACCACCAAAAUACAAAGUUAAGGUGAUUACAGAUGGUGUUGAAGAAAAUAGUGCGAACGAGAGAAGUGGUGCUUUAGUGGUCAAUGAGGAGGCGUGUGCAUCUAGUCCUUGUUCUGCUGUGGUAACCAUGAACAAAAGAGUCACUUUAGAGGACCACUUUCAAGAAGUCAGGUUGAUAGAAUUUGACACAAACCAGAUCAAAGCUAAACACAAACCAGGUGACGUGCUUAUGAUUCAGCCUCAGAACAUAGAGGAACACAUUGAGGAGUUUAUCAGUGUUCUUGGACUCAACCCUGAACUUAAGUUUUCUUUAGAACUCAAUGACCCUAAUGCUACCUUACCUCUACAAUCUGUCCUGCAAACACCUUGCACAAUGAGGGAGUGUGUGCAGAAGUACUUUGAUAUACAGGCUGUCCCUAAAAGGUAUUUCUUUGAGUUAUUGGCUUACUUUACAAAGGAUGAAACGGAGAGGGAAAAGUUUAUGGAAUUCACAACUGCAGAAGGGCAGCAAGCUCUCUAUGACUACUGUUCCCGGCCAAAGAGGACCAUCAUGGAAGCUUUAGCAGAUUUUCCACACACAAAUCGAAACAUUCCUCUUGAUUACCUGUUUGACCUGAUUCCCCCCAUCAAGCCAAGGCCAUACUCCAUCGCUUCCUCCAGCAUUGCCAUGCCCACCAGGACUCAGCUACUUGUUGCUGUGGUCCGUUACAACACCAUCCUCCGUCGGCCGAGAGUGGGUCUUUGCACCAAUUGGCUGGCCCGUCAGAAAAUUGGAAGCACUGUGCCUGUUUGGGUUAAACCAGGAACACUGACUUUCCCAUCUCUUGAAUCAGAAUGUGUCCCACCAGUCUUAAUGAUUGGGCCAGGGACGGGAUGUGCCCCCUUUCGUGCCUACAUCCAGGAGAGGGUCGCCAGUGGUGCCAGCAAGGGCCUGGUUAUGGUAUUUGGCUGCAGAAAUAAGGCCAAGGACUACUUCUUCAAGGAUGAGUGGGAAGUGUUGGUGAAGGAAGGUAAACUAGAACUGUACUGUGCCUUCUCCAGGGAUCAGGAAGAUAAGGUGUAUGUGCAGCAUGUGAUGAGGGAACAUGCUGCCCACUUUUGGGGACUAAUAGGAGAGCAGCAUGCCAAGGUGUAUUUUGCUGGUAAUGCCAAGAGAGUUCCCAUUGAUGUGUAUGAAGCACUGACAUACAUCUGUGAGCAUGGCCUAGGCAAGGGAGAGUCAGAAGCUGAGCAGUACAUGAAAAAGAAUGUGGAAAAGCGUUACCAAACAGAAACUUGGGCAUGAGUUUUCCAUUGUUAUUUGCUUGUAUUGUCUUGUUCAAAGGAAAAAAUAUCUGCUUUAGAUAUACAAGUUCAGAGCCAUAUGACCUCUGUAGUUGGGGUGCCAUGACUUGAUUCCUCAGUCAAUCCUUUAAUCAAUCAGUCAGUCAGUUCAGAUGUGCAUAUAAUUUUCUUUCGAUAGAUACAGGCCAAAUAUAUUUGUGAGUAUGCUGUGAAAUAUGUGUAGCUAUAUUGUAAACUAGUUGAUUGGAAUUUUAUAUGCUAUGCACAAGAUAAGGAAAUAAGAUGGUCAUGAGUGCUCUAGAAUCUAAGGUGAAGGUGAGGUUCCAGUCUCUCAUGAGCAUAGGAGAUAGGCAAGUAGCCUCAACCAUAUCCCAGGCCAGUGGUGUAUGGAGUGAGAUAGGAGAUGCCUUUAUAUUCUCCAGUCACAGUUAACCAAGCACCUGUUAAGAUUGAGUAGGCCUGGGGACCAGCCAGUAACCCAAGAGAAAAUCCUGCUCGUAUGCACAGCAUUGAAUCUUAGUUCACUGGGCAACCAAGCCCUCACCAUGGAAUCUAUGAAAUAUCAAACUUGUAAAUAUUCUAAACUUGGACAUUAAAUACACAACAAUAAUUUG